Molecule: messenger RNA, 1728 nt
Organism: Paralichthys olivaceus (Japanese flounder)
Lineage: Eukaryota; Metazoa; Chordata; Actinopteri; Pleuronectiformes; Paralichthyidae
Source: RefSeq, a predicted model, not a curated record
AUGAUACUGGACAGGCAGUUUGGACACGAUGACGUAGACACUCACAGCCACUCAAUGAUUGAGUCUUUGCGGUCAGGACAAGAGGUCGACUAUGCUAACUUUGGCACCAACACAAUAACACGCAGGAAGAAGGCAGUGGUCGCGCUGCGCAACAACGACAUCAACCGCAAGCGGCCACACAUCCGUAUCGGCAUGCCACAGGACUUCCGGCCUGUCUCCUCCAUUAUCGAUGUGGACAUCCUCCCUGAAUCUCACCGUCGUGUCCGACUCUAUCGCCACGGGUCAGACAAACCCUUGGGUUUUUACAUCCGAGAUGGAACCAGCGUACGGGUGACACCACACGGGCUGGAGAAAGUCCCCGGUAUCUUCAUAUCCCGGCUGGUGCCCGGAGGCUUGGCGGAAAGCACCGGGCUGCUGGCGGUUAAUGACGAGGUGCUGGAGGUGAAUGGCAUCGAAGUGACCGGGAAGUCCCUGGAUCAGGUAACGGACAUGAUGAUCGCCAACAGCCACAACCUGAUCGUGACGGUCAAGCCAGUGAACCAGCGCAAUAACGUGGUCCGCAGCAGCAGGAUAUCGGGCAGCUCCGGCCAGUCAUCUGACAGCAGCGGAUCGACUGGAUAUCCAAGUUUGUCAGUUGCCUCCAUGGGAGCGGCGUCCUCAGGAGCACACGGAUACCAAGACGACCUGGAGAGUGACGAAGAGACCGAUAUUGUCAUUGAGAGCAGUAUCAAGCGGCCGUCUCAGAGGUCAAACGCUUCCCUGGCAUCAAGCGCGUCUCGCACACACCAGCAGACGCCAACGACGGUUCCAGGCCUCGCUGCACCUCCCAGCCCUCCCACACGCCCUUCAUCGGUAGUCUCCACCGCCUCCUUCCGCUCCCAGCCGAGCCUCAACGGAGGGUCCCACCAGCAGCACCACCACCAACAGCAGCACAGCAGCCUUAGCUACCAGCUUCACAGAGACCUCAACCUGCAGCACAGCCUGCACCAACAGUCCCAGCACAGUCACCACCACGUACAGCCGCCGCAUCACAGCAGCAACCCAGCGCUCCGCCACAGCAACGGCAGCCUGCACAAAAUCCUCAGCUCCCUGAAAACGGACCCACGUCACAGUCUUGCGCUGCCCAGGGGAGGGGUGGAGGAGGAUGGCACCGUCAUUACCCUAUAAUACUUACAAACAAGCGCUCAGAGACAUAAACAUCCCAAACUGCUCAGAGACUCAAACUGGAAAGCGGAUAAAUAUGAGCACAAGUGGGUUUUGUCCGAUUUAAGUCGAGUAACUUCUGUUUGUUUUUGCAAGAUAAUAAUAGGAAGUUGCGAGCCAUGAAACAAGGAAACUGUAUAUAUUUCUUGUAUUUUUAAGGUUGUUUUUGUCUUAAAAUGAAAAAACUUGUACGUAUGUAUGUAAUAAGCAUCGGAUCAAAUAACUGUUUUUAGGCGAGUCCACUGUAUCGGAUAGUUCUGAACGACAUCUCCUGCUAGUGACCACUUUUAUAAAGACCUUUCAUUCUUAUUACUGGGACCAACUUGGGGUUUCUUAUGGAUGUUUUUAAAGAGUAAAUCUAUAUUUCUUAUAUUCUGAUAAAUGCUGUGUAGAGUAUGAUUUUUUUAAUAGUUCUUUUAUGCAUUGAUGAUUGUGAUCAAAUCCUUGUAUCUGUUCCAAUAAAUUAUUCUGUCUCACAAUCUAUUGUUAACUGAAUUAUGUAAUUAAAAAGCUAUUGAUUCUUAA